GCCCAAUAACCCACCUCCUAAAAGGCUAACAUCAAUUUGGUCUCUGCCAAGUCGAUUGUGCGACCCUCACUCUUUCGCCGGUGAACUUUACUGGGAAAUAACUAGCAGGGACGAGUAUGGCUUCCAAGAAAAACAAGAAAAAGAGAAAUAAUGCUGCCACAUCUAGUUCUGGAAAUGUACCUCGAGACAAUAAAACCCCCAAGGAACUAAAGGCUAAAGGUAAACUUGCAAAGAAGUCCUCUAACUUAAACUCUGCACAAAUGAAAGAAGCUGAGGGCGCUCCACAAUCUCAAUCCAGAAACAAGGAGAAGGCGGCAAAAGAUGGGAACCAAGGAAAUAAUUUUGAUAAAAAAGAUGCUAGAAAGCCCCAAUACAUAAGCAGUAGAAGCAAAGAAAAGAGAAGUACAAGUGAAAUGAGUGUAGAUGUGAAGGAUGGAAAAACUGAAAAGAGUAUCGGUGGAGUGAUUUUCAUGUGCAAUGCAAAGACCAAAGACGAUUGUUUUAGAUAUCAUGUGAUGGGUGUCUCAGCUAUGAAGAAAGACAUUAUUAUGGGAAUCAAACCCGGCUUCAAGCUUUUUCUCUUUGAUUUUGAUCUUAAGCUCAUGUAUGGUAUUUUUGAGGCGUCAUCUUCUGGUGGAAUGAAACUUGAACCGGCAGCAUUUGGUGGUGAUUUUCCAGCCCAGGUUCGCUUCAGGAUUGACAGGGACUGCCUUCCACUGCCGGAGAAUUUGUUCAAGAGAGCAAUUAAAGACAAUUAUGAUGAAAGGACGCACAAGUUCAAGACUGAGUUGACAUCUAAGCAGGUAGAGCAGUUGAUAAAACUGUUUAGGCCUGCACCAUGGUUACAUCCAACUUCCAAACAUUCUGUGUCUGAGCAAGUUAUUUGGCCACCAUCGGCAGCACCUUUGCCUAGGGAGGAACCCUCUAGGGAGCAUGUAUAUGGAAUGCAAUACAGUAGAAGCAAAGCAGGUGAGAAUUUUUCAUCAUAUAGUCAUGAAAGGCAGCAGCUUGCAGGCCACCAUGUCAUGCCUAGAGAGGUUGAGAGUCAACCCCGUUUCCUCACUGAGAAAGAAUAUAGAAGCUAUGGUCUUCAAUCAGCAAAGCAUCUGCAGCCUACUGCUUCUGCAGUAGUUGACCGCAAAUUGGAUCAUUAUGAUUCUGAACAAGGAAGGGAGCAGCUCCGAAGGAAUCCUGCCAGUGUUAGUAGCGAUGCAACUUUAGCACGGAAAGAAACUGUAUACUCUGAACCUUUAUUUCCAAGCGAAAGGGAGUACCGAACUUAUGGCCUCAGGGCUCGCGGUGAAAUACCUGUUACUGUUGAUCCUGCUGUAGAAAGUAGUACUACAGUAAUUUCAGCUAUACCUACUAAUCAUGGUUUACCAAAUCAUGUUAAGGAUACAUAUAAUCCUUAUGACGAGAGUACUGCCUCUCUUGUGAACCGAUAUCUCUUUCUGCCAAGGACGGUGGUAACACCUGUAGAGUCAUACUCUUCGGCAGGCAGAGACUCUUUUGCAAGGGAUCCCUAUUCUGCAAUUGACAUCAGAGGCGAUACUGGAAGAUUUCAUACUGAAAAUGAAAGAGCAUAUCCACCGUAUGCUCCUCAACUUCCACCAGACUACGGCCUAAAAUAUCACCAUCUUAGGGAUGAGCCUAGAUACUCCUCAACUUCAGUCUCAUCUCGCUAUUCUGGGGGACCAUCUGCACCUCGUCACUAAACUGCUGCAAUCUGCAUCCUCAAAUCUUCCAUGUCUUAGUUAAAGUUAUGUUUAUGAAACUGAUGAGCUACAGGUCAAGUUCAUCAACAAGGAAGUUCAUUUCUCAGAUUUGCUGAUAGCAAAGACAAGGUCUCUGCUACAUGACUUCUCUGAGGGGUUCUGGGUUAAAAAAGAUGACAUGAUUGUAUUUUUUCCUGUACAAGUAGAGAACCAUAAUGCUGACACCUUCCCUUUUGGGAUUUGCCUUGAAUUUGUUGUUUGUGUUAUGAAGGAGUAACAUGGUGCUGUUGAUUUGCUUCAUGCAAUCUGAUCUGAUGUUUAUUCAUAUGUAGGAUCAUUAUGUUAAGGAUGAUGUAGCAUAGCGUGUAUGCUUGAGAUUCACAGUGCAAUAGUGGCAUUGGCCUCUGGCAUGAUGUUAUUUGACCUGUAACUUGCUUUUAAGCUUCAGGGUAUGCAACUGAGCUAGAACGGUCGUUGUCUGGUUGACUUCUAGGAGGAAUGAUCAUUGUGUAAAAUUCAGCAUUGUUUUAUACAUCAUUUGGUGAC
This is a messenger RNA of Nicotiana tabacum (common tobacco), 2261 nucleotides long. RefSeq lists its product as uncharacterized. The record is from RefSeq and is a predicted model, not a curated record. Lineage: Eukaryota; Viridiplantae; Streptophyta; Magnoliopsida; Solanales; Solanaceae.